GAGGCAACAUUAGGGCUUGUUCAUACUAUUGAUUCAGUGGGCGCUACGCCUGGUGAAACGGACAAGGGGUAUAAUUCUUGUUGCGGCUGUGAAACAAAGCAUUGUGACAUGUGUACACCCCUGGCUACCUGGUACCUUUUUCAUAGGCUUUUUUCAGGGCGGACUGACCAUUUGGAAACUCGGGCACUGCCCAAGGGCCCGGGAUCAGUAGGGGACACAUGAGAUGCCCCUGGUACCUUUUUCAUAGGCUUUUUUUGAGUUUGGGCAAGGACACAGGGGCCCCAUGAUCCCCUAUUGCCCAGGGGCCCCAUGA
This is a messenger RNA of Staurois parvus, 313 nucleotides long. Lineage: Eukaryota; Metazoa; Chordata; Amphibia; Anura; Ranidae. The record is from the annotation of a GenBank genome assembly.